Messenger RNA from Xenopus laevis (African clawed frog), 5076 nucleotides. It is a transcript of the gene trpc3.S, whose product is annotated as transient receptor potential cation channel, subfamily C, member 3 S homeolog. The coding region runs from base 129 to 2882 and encodes 917 amino acids. Lineage: Eukaryota; Metazoa; Chordata; Amphibia; Anura; Pipidae. The record is from RefSeq and is a predicted model, not a curated record. The transcript has 12 exons.
GCCGUGCAAGUGGUAGCCCCGUGCAACCCUCCUAAGCAUACUUCUUUUCCAUCAGUUGUGGUGGAACAAGUGAAAGGGGUGCGCUCUCUGCUGAAGUAGUUUCCUAAGUGCCCUGGGGAUUUUUCUGGAUGUCAUAUAAGGGCCGGAAAUGCAAGGAGCUGCCUGCAGCAAGGGUCAGUUUCCCAGACAUUGGGGAGCGUGGAGGCUGGUUGGCUAGAAAUGGGGGGCAAUGGGCUCCACUACCUCAGCCCAAGGGAGUGCUGGUGCUGCCUGCCGAGAGCAGUUCUUUUAUGGCUGGUGGGUCUCACAGUGACUGUUAUCAAAUUCACUCAACGUCAGGUGAUGGUAGCUCUUCUAUGAGGCGUGUGACCAUGAUAAGGGACAAAGGAAGAAGGCAGGCAGUCCGAGGUCCAGCAUUUAUGUUCAAUAACAGAGGUCCAAAUCUUACCCCGGAAGAGGAACGGUUUUUGGAUGCAGCAGAAUAUGGAAACAUCCCUGUAGUAAGAAAAAUGCUGGAGGAAUCAAAGACCUUGAACGUCAACUGUGUUGAUUACAUGGGUCAAAAUGCCCUGCAGCUGGCAGUUGGAAAUGAACAUUUAGAAGUCACUGAACUGUUACUUAAGAAGGACAACUUGGCACGAAUUGGUGAUGCUCUACUGCUUGCAAUCAGCAAAGGCUAUGUGAGGAUAGUAGAAGCUAUCUUAAACCAUCCAGCAUUUGCAGCAAGCAAAAGACUUACCCUUAGCCCAGGUGAACAGGAAUUGCAGGAUGAUGACUUUUACUCCUAUGAUGAAGAUGGCACACGAUUCUCCCCAGACAUAACACCCAUCAUUCUUGCAGCCCAUUGCCAAAAAUAUGAAGUUGUGCACAUGUUGUUGAUAAAAGGUGCAAAGAUAGAAAGGCCUCACGAUUACUUCUGCAAAUGCAGUGACUGCACUGAAAAUCAAAAGCAUGACUCUUUCAGUCACUCGCGGUCAAGGAUAAAUGCUUACAAAGGAUUAGCAAGUCCAGCCUAUCUAUCACUUUCUAGUGAAGAUCCAGUACAUACAGCACUGGAACUCAGCAAUGAGCUGGCAAAGUUGGCCAACAUUGAGAAAGAAUUCAAGAAUGACUAUCGUAAGCUGUCUAUGCAAUGCAAGGAUUUUGUGGUUGGUGUUCUUGAUCUGUGUCGAGAUUCUGAAGAAGUAGAGGCCAUCUUGAAUGGUGAUGUGGAUGCUGAACCAAUAGAAUCUCAGAGAAACAGGCCCUCUUUAAGCAGAGUUAAACUGUCAAUCAAGUAUGAAGUGAAAAAGUUUGUGGCUCAUCCCAAUUGCCAGCAGCAGUUGCUAACUAUCUGGUAUGAAAAUAUUUCUGGAUUACGAGAACAACCCAUCGCCAUCAAGUGUCUAGUUGUACUGGUUGUUGCACUAGGGCUUCCUCUUCUUGCUGUUGGUUACUGGAUCGCACCAUGUAGCCGGCUUGGCAGAAUUCUUCGCAGUCCCUUCAUGAAGUUUGUAGCUCAUGCUGCAUCAUUUAUUAUUUUCCUGUGCCUGUUAGUGUUCAAUGCCUCAGACAGGUUUGAAGGGAUUACGACUCUACCCAACAUCGCGGUCAUUGAAUACCCAAAACAAAUUUUUAGAGUAAAAACGACGAGAUUUACAUGGAUGGAAAUGCUUAUUAUUGUAUGGGUUCUAGGAAUGAUGUGGUCAGAGUGCAAAGAGCUGUGGCUGGAAGGACCCAGGGAAUACAUCCUACAACUAUGGAAUGUGCUGGACUUUGGGAUGCUCUCCAUCUUUAUUGCAGCCUUUACAGCCAGACUUCUAGCCUUCAUGCAAGCCACAAAAGCACAACAAUAUGUGGACAAGAAUAUUCAAGAAAGUGAUCUUUCCUUGGUCACGCUGCCACCUGAAAUAGAGUACUUUACAUACGCUAGAGAUAAAUGGCUUCCGUCCGAUCCGCAGAUCAUAUCAGAAGGUCUUUAUGCCAUAGCAGUUGUUCUUAGCUUCUCACGCAUUGCCUAUAUACUGCCAGCGAAUGAGAGCUUUGGACCCUUGCAGAUAUCACUUGGAAGAACUGUAAAAGACAUUUUCAAAUUCAUGGUUCUGUUUAUUAUGGUGUUCCUUGCAUUCAUGAUUGGGAUGUUUAUCCUGUAUUCUUAUUACCUUGGUGCUAAAGUAAAUUCUGCAUUUACAACAGUCGAAGAAAGUUUUAAAACCCUCUUCUGGUCCAUAUUUGGCCUGUCUGAAGUAACGUCUGUCGUACUGAAGUAUGAUCACAAAUUCAUUGAGAACAUUGGCUAUGUGCUUUAUGGAAUCUACAAUGUAACAAUGGUGGUGGUUCUUCUAAACAUGUUAAUUGCCAUGAUUAACAGCUCAUAUCAAGAAAUAGAGGAUGACAGUGAUGUAGAAUGGAAAUUUGCCCGCUCCAAGCUGUGGUUAUCUUAUUUUGAUGAUGGAAAAACACUGCCUCCACCUUUUAGCAUUGUGCCCAGUCCUAAAUCCUUUGUAUAUUUUAUAAUAAAAAUAAUUAACUUUCUCAAGUGCAGAAGAAGGCGGCUGCAGAAAGAUACUGAAAUAGGAAUGGGAGACUCCAAGUCUAGGUUAAAUCUCUUCUCCCAAUCUACUACAAGGGUUUUUGAGUCUCGCAAUUUUAACAGUAUAAUUAAUCAGCCAACACGCUAUCAGCAAAUAAUGAAAAGACUUAUAAAGAGAUAUGUGUUGAGAGCACAAGUCGACAGAGAAAAUGAUGAAGUAAAUGAAGGUGAAUUGAAGGAGAUAAAGCAAGAUAUCUCCAGCCUUCGCUAUGAGCUCUUAGAAGACAAAUCACAAGCAACGGAAGAGCUGUCCUCUUUGAUUCACAAACUAAGUGAAAAGCUAAAUCCGGGAAUGUUGAGAUGUGAGUGAAUGAUGGAGAACGCUACUUGGAAAAACAGCACAAACAGUGGCAAUAACUAUACUUGAAAAAAAGUAUCUGGUAGAAUUAGCACACAAACCUAUAUGUCUUUUAAAAUAACCAUUUUACAAAUCUAACCUUUUUGUGAUAUGACUUUCAUACAGCUUCAUUUUUGUUGUUGUUGUUGGUGGACAUGAUUAUAAUGUUGAUACAGGGUGUAUAUGUUUUGAAUACGUUUAGACAACACAGGCAAUAUGAUUGUGCCCAGAGCUCAAUGGCUAUUUUGCUUCACUUCCAUUAGUACUAUGUUAAAAUAAUAUGUUUACAAAACUACCUUUCAAGGAAUAUUAGCCACAUUAUUGGUUAUGAUAUAAACAUUCAUGUUGGGCAUUCAAUAAUAUUUUUAGCAGCAGUAUCUUGUCCAAGAAGAACACCUGAGCUUUUGAAAUUUUUGAUUAUGUUAUGAAAUGGUUUCUUAACAAGCAGCCAUGAUAUCACAUUUCCUGUUCACCUUGGUCCUUUAGAACUGUGCUAAAGAUUUUUCUUUCAUUUUUCACCCUGUUUCCAAUAAGUGAGGUGUUAUACUGAACCAGUCUAUUUAUCAUGCUGAAGGUGUGAGAACUGCUAACAUACAAACUCCAAGGAGAUGUACAAUAAAUAUGCAGGUACAGAAGUUCACGGCAUAUUCUUGAGGCGAUGACCAACCUUUAAAGUGAGCCAGAGCUACUACUCUUGUGCACAAUGCUCUGCUGCAAAUCUGUCAUUCCAGAAGUGGAUUUUCCCACAAUGGAGUUGUACAAGCAUUGACGAUGACAGGCUUGAUUGCAGAUGAUUUAAGAAUAACAAUACAGGUAUGGGACCUGUUAUCCAGAAUGCUCGGGGACCUGAGGUUUUCCAGAUAAUGGAUCUUUCUGUAAUUUGGACCUUCAUACCUUAAGUCUACUAGAAAGUCAUGUAAACAUUAAAUAAACCCAAUAGGCUGGUUUUGCCUCCAAUAAAGAUUAAUUAUAUCUUAGUUGGGAUCAACUAGAAUAUACUACUUUAUUAUGACAGAGAAAAAGGAAAUUAUUUUUAAAAAUUUGGAUUAUUUGGAUAACAUGGAGUCUAUGGGAGACAGUCUUUCUGUAAUUCAGAGCUUUAUGGAUAAUGGGUUUCCAGAUAACGAGUCCCAUACCUGCAGUACUGUAUGUAAAUGAAACCAUUACAUUACAUUAAAACAUUAUUACUAUUACAAUUUUAUUUAUUUGUCUGCUGCCCAUCCAAAAUAAACUGUAAAGGCCCAUAUUCCCAGCAUAACUGUUAUCUUAAUAUGUCAUUAAUGUGAAUAAAUUAUUAGCUUUUGUUGUAAUUGUGACAUAUCAAUUAAAAUAAUCUUCCAGUAACUUCAAAGCAAGGGCAUCAUGUGCAUAGGCGGAGGGUGAUUUUUUUGUUUGGGGAGGCUACAUGGCGGAAACAUAUAAAGAGUUGAAUAAAUACUAGCUACUUCAAGAGCCUAUAUGAGACAAACACUAUAUGGCCAUAAGUAUCACAACAGAAUUUAAAAAUGACCUGCCUUCAGUUGGAAAACUCACUGCUGAGUUCCAGACCAUCUCUAAAAACAACUGCAGCAAAAGCACUAGGCGAUUUUUAUUGAUGGACAGCCUUGUAAAAAAACUAAUUUGGCCAGUUGUUGGCUUGAGUGGUGUAAAGGUCUCCACCAACAGAUUCUAAAGUUGUGGAGCCAUGUUCUUUGAAGUGAUGAAUCCCUCUCUCUCAUAUAGCAGUUUGUCAGACAAGUCUAAGUUUGGUAAAUGCCAAGAGAACUUUACCUGCGUGAAUGUGUAAUACCGACUGUAAAGGUUUUGUGAAAGCAAACCUUUACACUAUAGCUUACAGCUAACACUUCCAUGCUUCCUACUUUGAGCCAACAAUUUAGGGAAAGCCCUUUCCUGUUUCAGCACACUAAUGUCUGUCUGUCUGCCAGGUAUGUAUGUCUGUCUGUCUAUUAUACUCUAUAAUAUUUAUACACACUCUGUACAUAUAAUACACAAGUAGCCUCACAUGUACAACUAAAAAGUUGUUUACAUGUACAAAAUAUCAUAAUGCACUUUUAUUUUAUUUUUUUGCUGUUAAUGCAGAAGCCUAAGCUUGUACCUAUUAACUUGUUUUAGAAAUAACUGCUUCCCAGUUCCCCUGCAGUGCUGGCAAGAAAAAGUCUUUGCUUUA